CCGCGCGCUCCCGUCCAUCCAUCUGCGCGCUCCUGCUCUGCUGACAGCAAAAAACUCGUUUUACGCUCGGUGUGUUAUCACGACCGUCUGAUUUCAGCUCGGGAAGAGUGUGUGUUCAUCUAGAAGUGUUACUGUCUAAACACUCGCUUCUGUGGUGUUUGUAGACUCGCGGGAGUGACGGAGUUGGACUCUUCUUCUUUCUCAGGACUGAAGGAUCGAUCAGUCGAGCUUCGGUGAUCGAUAACAGACCCCGGAGACUCCAGAAACUCCCCGAUUAAUAAUAGAUAUGGAGGCGGUCCUGCAGCGGCUGCAGACGCUGACCCCGGAUGAGCUGAGGGAGCAGCUGAGGGCCGCUGGGCUCCAGUCGGGCCCCGUAACACACACCACCAGGAGCCUGUGGGAGAAGAGACUGGCUCGAGCGCUGCUGGAGGAACACACCGACUCAAACACACCGCAUUCUGGGAGAGCACUUCCUGUGGACCAGCCCGAGCAGCCAAUCAGUGUGCAGGAGACACAGGAAGUGAGGGAGGAGAGCUCAGAGACGUCCACUGAGGGGUCGAGUGUUUAUUAUGGGGUGUGUGCUAAUCCAGACGAGCCCUCCAUAAUAACAGGCUUUCCGCUGGUGUUUGUCAAUCAGACGAAGGCGCUGAAGGCUGUGAUGAAGCUGAAGGACGCUCGAUUCAAAGCCUUCGCCAGCAGAGCAGAAGCAGAGAACUUUGCUAAAGGUUUAUUUGGAGGAAGAGAUUCACCUCACAAACCCUCUGCAGAGAAGCACAGCACUGCGUCUGUCACAGAUGUAGAGAAGGCUAAUGAGUUCAGGAGUCCGCGCACACAGGAUCUGACGGCUACGCUACGCAGGACAGUGGAGACUGGAGACCAGGAGGCUUUCAGAGAGCUGGUGUGGACAAACCCUCGCUUCCUGAUCGGCUCCGGAGACAACCCUACUGUCCUGCAGGAGGGCUGCAGAUAUAAUGUCCUGCAUGUUGCAGCGAAGGAGAAUCAGGCAGGAAUCGCUCGUCUCCUGCUGGAGACGCUGGAGGACCCGGAGUUCAUGAAGCUGAUGUACCCACAGGACCAGGAGAACAUGCUGAGGCAGCGCAUACGCUAUAUAGUGGACCUGUACCUGAACACACCAGACAGAGCUAGUAACGAGACGCCGCUGCACUUCGCCUGUAAGUUCGGCUGUCCGGAGGUGGUGAAUGUUCUGUGUUCUCAUCCGUCCACCGACAAACACUGCAGGAACAAAUACGACCAGCAGCCGGCCAGUGUGAUCUGUGAGCGUAAGAACAGAAGUAAAGAAGUGAAGCAGAAGAUUCUGCAGUAUCUGGAAGACAGGUAUUAUGUGCCAUUAUUGCGGGCCGAAGACAACACUCUGCAUCCGGUGAUCGCCGCCCCCUGGUGUCCUGGUGCUCAGAUGUCAUGUGACCAAUCACACGAGCCAGACAGACUACUGGACAGUCCCAAAAACCCCAUAAUGACCAUCAGGGCUUUUGUUGGGCCUCUGAGUUCUGCAAAGGCAGAGGAGUUUCAGAGACGGUGGAAAACACCGCCGCGGGAGCAAGCCGAAUAUUUCCAUCAGAUCCUGAAGUCUGACGCAGAGCGCGGAGCGGAGAGAGUGGGCAGAGAGCUGGCGCAUCAGCUGGGCUACACGUGGGCUGAACACUGGGCUUUCCUGAGCGCAUUCACUGACCUGUCCAGCAGAGAUGGCCUGAAGAUGCUGGAGGAACACCUGAGUUCAGGAAACCCACGGCGGACACACUCUCCUGCUGCACACACAGGAGCUGCUGGAGAUGCUGGAGCGGAGCGUCCGCCUGUGUGCGACCUGCUGCAGGAGUUUGAGAAGGUGCUUCAGUGUGGAGGUCAGACUGAUGGAGAGAGCGAAGACGAGGUGUUUUUCACAGCAGACGAGGACUCUGAUGAUGCUGGAGGAUCCUGGAUCUGCAGAAGGGUGGAGCAGGAUCACCCUAUCAGCUCCUCGGUCAGCUCCUCCUGCUCCUCAUUUAAAUCAACGCAAAGCACGACUGCAGAUCGAGACGCAGCUGAGGUGUUCAUCACUGGUUAUUCUCCGAGCAGACUGGACCAUGAGGUUCUGCUGGCGCUGAAUGAUGUGCAGAUUGACCCGCACACGUAUCCCACUGUCAGCAGGUGGAGGAACAGGGUGGUGUCUUACUCUCCAUCACAGAGACACAGCUGGCCUGCAGUUUCAGUGCUGACCCCAGAACAGUGGAGCUCAACGCCUGAUAGGCUGAACAUGUCGAGCGGCUCUCCCAGACUCAGACACCCGCCUCACUGUGACCCUCAGCUGCUCCUGUUCAGCCCCACAAACAAGACCUACAGACACAUUUAAGAAGAGGUUCAGUCACAAACACUAUACAAACACACACACACACACACGUACAAAUGAAUUCAGAAUUAUCAGCCCCCCUGUUUAUUUUUUCCCCAAUUUCUGUUUAACAGAGAGAAGAUGUUUUCAACACAUUUCUAAUCAUAGUAGAUUUAAUAACUCAUCUCUAAUAGCUGAUUUAUUUUAUCUUUGCCAUGAUGACAGUAAAUAAUAUUAGACUAGAUAUUCUUCAAGACACUUCUAUACAGCUUUAAAGUGACAUUUAAAGGCUUAACUAGGUUAAUCAGGUUAACUAGGCAGGUUAGAGGAAUUAGGCAAGUUAUUGUAUAACGAUGGUUUGUUCUGGAGACUAUCGAAAACUAAUAUAGCUUAAAGGGGCUAAUAAUAUUGAGCUUAAAAUGGUGUUUAAAAAAUGAAAAACUGCUUUUAUUCUAGCCGAAAUAAAACAAAUAAGACUUUCUCCAGAAGAAAAAAUAUUAUCAGACAUACUGUGAAAAUUUCCUUGCUCUGUUAAACAUCAUUUGGGAAAUAUUUAAAAAAGAAAUAAAAAUGCAAAGGGGGGCUAAUAAUUCUGACUUCAACUGUACAUACACACACACAGACACACACAAACACACACACACACACACACAUAUAUAUAUAUACAUACAUAUAUAUAUAUAUACACACAGGCACACACACACCAAAAUACAGACACACUCACAGACACACACGCAUGCACACACACAGACAGACGCACACACAAAUGCGUGCACAUGUGCGCACACACACACAAGCUAUGUUUCCAUCCAAAAAUGCGAAUGAACUUUCAGCGUUUCCAUCCAACGAGUCAAAGCGAACAAAAUCGCCACUUCCUGAUUAACUGGCGCCAAAUAUUAACAGUUAAAACUGAAUUUGCAGCAGUAAGAGAAGCUGCGUCAAUCUUUUCUUCAUCUAAUAAAUGACUUGCGCCUCAGAAAGCAAUCCUGACACGCAGUGAACGCGCGGUGGCGUUUGAAGGUGUCAGACGCGGAGCACAGACGCUCUUGAUUCUGGAGGUCAUUGAUAAUAUAAUAACACUAAUACUUAAACGGUCAGGUGUUUUAGAAUGACCAAAACAACAGUUCGGAUGGUUUACAGUGUGCUCAGCCUGCUGGUUUCUCCAUUUACACACAUUUUCAUCAUCACAUGAUCUCUUAUCACAAAAUCACAUGACCUUUUUUAAAUGCGCAUGCUGAAAUUUGUGCGGUAAAAGUGUUUCCAUCUCAGGUCAUGCACAUUUUAUAGAAUAAAACGUUUAUUCCACUCAGUUAUGCGCAAAUUUUUACAUUUAUCCAAAAUAAGCAUAAAAAUAGGUGGAUGGAAACAAAGCUGCAGACACAGACUCACACUAAUGUGCCAUUUACUAUCCUCAGUUCAUAGAUCAGCAUCAGCUUCCAGUCAGGGGUGUGUGUAUUGACAGUGGCUACUUAAACACUCUUGAAGAACAUUACAAAUCUCAAGAGGUUUUCUGCUUUAAAUAAAUAUAUAUAUAUAUAUAUAUAUAUAUAAUGUUAACGUUUCUCUUAGAUCACUGUGUUGCAUGCAGAUUUUAAUGUUAAAAGGAUUUCGAGAUGAACCUCAACAUGACUCAAAAUGCUGUAGAAAUUUUGUUUACUGUUGGCUCAUGGUUUAUUUUUAUUUAUUUAUUCCCAGUGCAUUAAUCCGGUAAUCUUCUGUUGUUGCUGCCUCAGAUAUUCGGGUAACACUUUAAACUAGCAAUCCAUAAGUCCUUAAUAUAUCGACUAACAUGGUGAAAUAAUAAUUAAUACAUUUAUUACAGUAGUUAUUCAUCUGCGUUCAUGUCAGUUCAUGCAAAUACAGUCAUUCAUUAUUGACGUUAGCUCUCGGUGCAUUAGCUGAUGUUGACACACUUUAGCAUAUACUGAGUUAUGAUUAUUAAAUGCUGGGAGACUGUAGCAUAAAUAUCAUGCACUAAUGGGGCAUCAUUUUAAAGUGUCCAGCGUUUGCACUAGUUUCCAGCAGGAUGAUGUUUAUAGAUGCAGGGAAAUGUAUUAAAAUUGGGAUGCAUAUAUGUUGAUGAUAAUGAGUUUUGUUUACUUGUUACAUAAAGAUUUGUAAAGAAACCUGGGUUGAGUUUAGGUGUUGUUCUCUGUGCUGUGUUUAUGUUUCUGAACACCAGAUGGCGCCAAUGGAGGAUUUAAUUCAACGCUUACUAUUGGUUCAGCUUGAUGUGUGUGUGUGUUUAAAUGUGAUGAAACUGUGUGUCAUGAACAGAAGAGGUGUAUAAGCAUGUAUUGCUUUCAUUCAUGUCAGUUAGCAGAUGUUUUAUUUAGUUAUCUUAGUGCUGGGCAAAGAUUUGCAUCCAAAAUAAAAGUUGUGUGUGUACUGUGUAUGUUUAAUAUGUACAUGC
Danio aesculapii is the source of this 4736-nucleotide messenger RNA. RefSeq names its product ankyrin repeat and LEM domain-containing protein 2. Lineage: Eukaryota; Metazoa; Chordata; Actinopteri; Cypriniformes; Danionidae. Gene Ontology annotation, biological process: negative regulation of phosphorylation. Bases 287 to 2347 code for a protein of 686 amino acids. The record is from RefSeq and is a predicted model, not a curated record. The transcript has 14 exons. Gene Ontology annotation, molecular function: protein phosphatase 2A binding. Gene Ontology annotation, cellular component: endoplasmic reticulum.